This is a messenger RNA of Penicillium brasilianum, 1237 nucleotides long. The record is from the annotation of a GenBank genome assembly. NCBI's taxonomy places the organism in Eukaryota, Fungi, Ascomycota, Eurotiomycetes, Eurotiales, Aspergillaceae.
CCCUUUCGUUCCCGACUCAAGGUUUCGAUUCCUUGACUCUUCAUUCAAACUCCUCAAAACCCUUCUCAGCUCGAGGCUUGCUCACUUACGACACACACCCUGCACCAUGCCACGCGCAGAGGCCGGUAGCACCAAGGCCAUCGGAAACAAGAUCAAGAGCAAAGGACUUGGGAGAUUGAGAUGGUACUGCCAGGCAUGUGAACGGCAAAUGCGGGACGAGAAUGGCUUCAAGUGCCAUGUUCAAAGCGAAGCACAUGUCCGGCAAAUGCUACUCAUCGGCGAAGAUCCCAAAAAACACAUUAAACAGUUCUCCAACGAGUUCAUGAAGAACUUCGUUGAUCUCUUGAAAACGACACACGGCGAGAAGCAGGUCAACGCAAAUCAUUUCUACCAGCAAGUCAUCGCGGACAAGACCCACAUCCAUAUGAAUGCUACGGAAUGGAAGUCGCUAUCACAAUUCACCGCAUACUUGGGGCGGAACGGAAUCUGUCGAGUAGAGGAGACAGAAAAGGGCCUAUUCAUCUCAUGGAUCGACAACAGCCCGGAGACGAUGCGCCGACGCGAGGCGGUCAUGAAGAAAGAACGACAAGAUAAAGGCGACGAAGAGCGUGAGCAGCGCUUGAUUCAGGAGCAAGUUGAGCGGGCGCAGCGCAACGCGCGGGAAAAGCAGAAGGAAGAAAUCGCGGAGGAAAGACUGCUACAGCGGGAAGAUGGCGAGAAAUUGAAGCUGAAUUUCGGAUUCGGCGCGAAGCCCAGGCCAGAUACCAACCCAGCGUCACCUCAGGCGACGGUUACAGCGGUGGAGGAGUCCUCUGAUGCCAAGGAUUCUCCUGCUCCGACGGAUACGGAUUCAUCAACCCCAGCUCCUUCUCAGGCCCCCGCCAAGAUUUCAAUGUCCUUUGGUGGCGUGCAAAAACCGAAGAACGUGUUUGCUUCGGGCCCCAAGAAGAAUCCGCUGGCUGGGAAGAAGGGAUCUGUGCUGGCACAACCCAAGAAGAUGACGGAGCAGGAGAGGAUCAUGAAAGCUGAGAUGGAGGCUGCUGAGCGCAAGCGCUCUAGACCGGACUCUGUGUUCAACUCGAAGCGGCCAAAGCUUGCAUAGGCUUUUCAUCGUGGUUGACCGGUCUGGUCCUCGGGCGGAUCCUUUCUUUUGCUUCUUUAUUAUACCCUGUAUCCUGCACGAAAUAGAUUAUCUCAUCCUCUACAAUAGAGACACAUUACACGUACGAGGUCAACA